Carlito syrichta (Philippine tarsier) is the source of this 1992-nucleotide messenger RNA. Its product is annotated as arachidonate 12-lipoxygenase, epidermal-type-like. Gene Ontology annotation, cellular component: plasma membrane; cytosol. The record is from RefSeq and is a predicted model, not a curated record. NCBI's taxonomy places the organism in Eukaryota, Metazoa, Chordata, Mammalia, Primates, Tarsiidae. The transcript has 14 exons. Bases 4 to 1992 code for a protein of 662 amino acids. Gene Ontology annotation, molecular function: arachidonate 15-lipoxygenase activity; arachidonate 12(S)-lipoxygenase activity; protein binding. Gene Ontology annotation, biological process: lipid oxidation; linoleic acid metabolic process.
AAGAUGGGCAAGUACACCGUCCGUGUCGCCACCGGGGAUUCGCUCCUGGCGGGCUCCAGCAAUCUAGUGCAGCUGUGGCUGGUGGGCGAGCACGGGGAGGCGGACCUGGGAAGGCAGCUGCGGCCGGUGUGGGGCAAGGUGACGGAAUUUGAGAUCGACGUUCCUGUACACUUGGGGCGCCUCCUGCUGGUGAAGUUGCGCAAGCACAAAGUUCUGUUGGGCCUCGACUGGUUCUGCAAGUGGAUCUCAGUACAGGGCCCCGGGACCCAGGGCGAGGCGCUUUUCCCCUGUUACCACUGGGUGCAGGGACAUGGGAUUAUUUGCCUGCCCGAGGCCACUGCCCGGACCGUGAAUGAUGACCCCAAGAAUUCGUUUAAGAAAUUUCGGGAACAGGAGCUCGAGGAAAGAAGGAAGCUGUAUAGGUGGGGCUCCUGGAAAGAUGGGUUAAUCCUGCCUGUAGCAGGGAAUACGGAGAAGGACCUUCCCAAGGACCAGCGAUUCCUCGAAGAUAAGGAUUUCGACUUUACUGUCUCCCUGGCGAAAGGGUUAAAGGACUUGGCUAUUAAGGGGGCAUUGGAUUUGACAAGUUGUGUAAAAAGACUGGAAGAUUUCAAAAAAGUAUUCCCACGUGGAAAGACUGCCCUGGCUGAACGAGUUUGUGGUUCCUGGAAGGACGAUGACCUAUUUGGAUACCAGUUCCUUAAUGGUGCAAACCCCAUGCUCCUGAAGCGUUCUAGAAGUCUCCCAGCCCGACUGGUGCUGCCUCCAGGGACAGAAGACUUGAAGAUCCAGCUGGAAAAAGAACUCCGGGCCGGAUCUCUGUUUGAAGCUGAUUUCUCCCUACUGGAUGGGGUCAAACCUAAUGUCAUCAUUUUAAAGCAACAAUAUGUGACAGCCCCUUUGGUCAUGCUGAAGCUUCACCCAGAUGGAAGACUCUUGCCUAUGGUCAUCCAACUCCAGCCACCUCGACAUGGAUGCCCCCCACCUCUGCUCUUCCUGCCCUCAGAUCCUCCCAUGGCCUGGCUCCUGGCCAAGACAUGGGUCCGUAGCUCUGACUUCCAGCUGCACCAGUUACAAUCACAUCUGCUGAGGGGACACCUGGUAGCUGAGGUUAUUUCUGUGGCUACAAUGAGGAGCUUGCCUAGCCUACAUCCUAUCUACAAGCUCCUGAUUCCUCACUUUCGCUACACCAUGGAGAUCAACAUCCUGGCCAGGAAUAAUCUUGUUUCUGAAUGGGGAAUUUUUGAUUUGGUGGUGAGCACUGGCAGUGGAGGCCAUGUGGACAUUCUCAAGAGAGCCACGGAUUGUUUGACCUAUCGUUCCUUGUGUCCUCCUAAUGACCUGGCUGACCGUGGGCUCUUGGAUUUGAAGUCUUCUCUCUAUGGCCAAGAUGCCCUUAGGCUAUGGGGAAUCAUCUACAGGUAUGUGGAGGGAAUAGUUGGGCUUUUCUACAAGAGUGACAAAGCUGUGAAGGAUGACUCAGAGCUGCAGGCCUGGUGCAGAGAGAUCACAGAGACUGGACUGCAGAAGGCCCAAAACCGAGGGUUCCCCAUCGCCUUAGAGUCCCGGGCUCAGCUCUGCCAUUUUGUCACCAUGUGUAUCUUCACAUGCACUGGUCAGCAUGCUUCUUCUCACCUGGGCCAGCUGGACUGGUACUCCUGGAUUCCUAAUGGCCCUUGCACCAUGAGGAAGCCCCCACCCGUCUCCAAGGAUGUUUCAGAGAAGGAUAUAGUGGAUUCACUGCCCACUGUCCACCAGGCUCGUAUGCAAAAGACUUUCACAAAGUUCCUUGGCAGACAUCAGCCUGUCAUGGUGGCCCUAGGGCAGCACAAGGAGGAAUAUUUCUCAGGCCCUGGGCCCCAAGCUGUGUUGAAGCAAUUCCGGGAGGAGCUGGCUACCAUGGACAAGGAGAUUGAGGUCCGCAAUUCGGGCCUGGACCUGCCCUAUGAGUACCUUCGACCCAGCAUGGUAGAGAACAGUGUAACGAUCUGA